This is a messenger RNA of Vanessa atalanta (red admiral), 1144 nucleotides long. RefSeq names its product neuroglobin-like. The transcript has 3 exons. Gene Ontology annotation, molecular function: heme binding; oxygen binding. NCBI's taxonomy places the organism in Eukaryota, Metazoa, Arthropoda, Insecta, Lepidoptera, Nymphalidae. Bases 512 to 1084 code for a protein of 190 amino acids. The record is from RefSeq and is a predicted model, not a curated record.
GCUUCACUAGUCCAAAAAAGUACCACAAAGUCGAAAUAAAUAGUUACUUUUAAUAAAUUAAUAGAUUAAAAUUGAUAUUUUAAAGUGAUACGAGUGAUACGUUGACGAAAUAAGUAAACAGUAGAACUAUUCUCUAAGAACAAAGUCGAAACUCUUCGUAGAAGGUCGUAAGUGUCAGAGAGUGAUAUGCGAUAUUGACUAUAACAAUUAUCAAAGGAUACACAUAUCAAAGAAUCACCGAUAAUAGAUUUUAAACAUUUCACUAGUGGGAUACGAAGUAAGUUACAGAAUAAAACUAUCUCAAAAUUAAAAUUUUCAAAAGUGCUUUACUAUAAUAUUGUAAACGUAGGGAAUAUUUUUACCAGGAAGUAGUGAAGUGAAUGAAGUGAAAACAUUCCUAAAAUUUAAUAAUUUUUAUAUUGAAUACAUAAAAAAAUAAGUUUAAAAAGUGAGAGUGAUAAUUAAAUAAAAGUAAUCAUAAAAGAAGACAAUUAAUUAAUUUGUCAAAAAAAUGGGUUGCAAAUUAUCCCAACUCGCUGCUUCUGAGUUCACGCACGAUCCGUUAGACCGACCACCACCACCUUCAGAUCCACGCUCACCUCUCACCGCCAAACAGCAAUACUGCAUAAUGGCAUCUUGGAAAGGAAUUUUCCGGCAAAUUGAGACAACAGGAAUUAUUUUAUUUGUUAAAUUAUUCGAAGAAAACGAGGAACUGCUCCACUUAUUCGAGGAUUUCCGUGAGCUUCGCACAAAAGAAGCAUUCGUGAGUUCCGCAGAAUUAGCUGAGCAUGCCACGAAGGUCAUGCACACACUAGACGAAGGGAUCAAGGGGUUAGCAGACAUGGACACAUUCUUCGCUUACGUAAGACAUGUAGGGGAAACGCAUCGCCAAGUUCCAGGGUUCAAAGCAGAAAACUUCUUGAAAAUCGAGCAACCCUUCCUAGAAGCGGCGAAGACAACGCUGGGCGACCGAUACACGCCCAAUAUUGAAAACAUCUACAAACUGACGAUCCGUUUCAUAUUAGAGAAUCUCGUGAAAGGCUACGAAGAGGCGGGACCGGAGUAUGUGAAUAAGGAAACAUGAUUAUCAAGAGUCAUUUAAAAUUGAUUUAAAUUCGCAUAUGAAUUGUCUUAGAACUGCCUA